Myotis myotis is the source of this 5125-nucleotide messenger RNA. RefSeq names its product phospholipase C eta 2 (gene PLCH2). Gene Ontology annotation, molecular function: calcium ion binding; phosphatidylinositol-4,5-bisphosphate phospholipase C activity. Gene Ontology annotation, biological process: lipid metabolic process; phosphatidylinositol-mediated signaling. The coding region runs from base 284 to 4855 and encodes 1523 amino acids. The record is from RefSeq and is a predicted model, not a curated record. The transcript has 23 exons. Lineage: Eukaryota; Metazoa; Chordata; Mammalia; Chiroptera; Vespertilionidae.
CAGGGGGGCCGCGGCUGGCACAGAGGGCCUGGUGGGCGAGGCCUCCCUGUGGGAGGAGCCACGGUCCUGGGUGCCUGGCCUGUGGGCUGCCCGGCGUCCACUCCCCACGCUCUCCUGAGGCAGGACCCCACGGGACUCCCGGCGGCCAAGUCUAGGUGUCAUGAGCUGCAGACUCCAUCCCAGCGGGGGACCCCGGGGCAGAGGGACCUCGGAGCAGCCUCUUCCAGCCUCCUGCUGACAGCGCACCCCAGCUGUGCCCCAGGUCACCCCACCUCCCAGUGCCAUGGCUCCCCCACCCGGGGACCCAGGGCCCCCCCUGGGGAGCCAGCGACCUUUCCUGAGCAUCAACGUCCUGCCUGUGGUGGAGCGCUGCAUGAGCGCCAUGCAGGCCGGGACCCAGAUGGUGAAGCUCCGUGGCAGCGCCAAGGGCCUCGUGCGCUUCUACUUCCUGGACGAGCACCGCUCCUGCAUCCGCUGGCGGCCCUCGCGCAAGAACGAGAAGGCCAAGAUCUCCAUCGACUCCAUCCAGGAGGUGAGCGAGGGCCGGCAGUCGGAGAUCUUCCAGCGCUACCCCGACGGCAGCUUCGACCCCAACUGCUGCUUCAGCAUCUACCACGGCAGCCACCGCCAGUCGCUGGACCUGGUCUCGCCCAGCAGCGACGAGGCGCGCACCUGGGUCACGGGCCUGCGCUACCUCCUGGCCGGCAUCAGCGACGAGGACAGCCUGGCCCGCCGCCAGCGCACCCGGGACCAGUGGCUGAAGCAGACAUUCGACGAGGCCGACAAGAACGGGGAUGGCAGCCUGAGCAUCAGCGAGGUCCUGCAGCUGCUGCACAAGCUGAACGUGAACCUGCCCCGGCAGAGGGUGAAGCAGAUGUUCAAGGAGGCGGACACGGACGACCAGCAGGGCACGCUGGGCUUUGAGGAGUUCUGCGCCUUCUACAAGAUGAUGUCCACCCGCCGGGACCUCUACCUGCUCCUGCUGGCCUACAGCGGCCACAAGGACCACCUGGCCGCCGCCGACCUGCAGCGCUUCCUGGAGGUGGAGCAGAAGAUGACGGGGGUGACCCUCGAAAGCUGCCAGGACAUCAUCGAGCAGUUCGAGCCCUGCCCCGAGAACAAGAGUAAGGGGGUGCUGGGCAUUGACGGCUUCACCAACUACACGCGCAGCCCGGCCGGCGACAUCUUCAACCCCGAGCACCACCGCGUGCACCAGGACAUGACGCGGCCGCUGAGCCACUACUUCAUCACCUCCUCCCACAACACCUACCUCGUGGGCGACCAGCUCAUGUCCCAGUCGCGAGCGGACAUGUACGCCUGGGUGCUGCAGGCCGGCUGCCGCUGCGUGGAGGUGGACUGCUGGGACGGGCCCGACGGGGAGCCCAUCGUGCACCACGGCUACACCCUGACCUCCAAGAUCCUCUUCAAAGACGUCAUCGAGACCAUCAACAGAUACGCCUUCGCCAAGAACGAGUACCCGGUGAUCCUGUCCAUCGAGAACCACUGCAGUGUGGCCCAGCAGAAGAAGAUGGCCCAGUACCUGACCGACAUCCUCGGGGACAAGCUGGACUUGUCGUCCGUGAGCAGCGAGGACGCCUCCCUGCUGCCCUCACCACAGGCGCUCAAGGGCAAGGUCCUGGUGAAGGGCAAGAAGCUGCCCCCCAACAUCAGCGAGGACGCAGAGGAGGGCGAGGUGUCGGACGAGGACAGCGCGGACGAGAUGGACGAGGACUGCAAGCUCCUCAAUGGGGAUGCCUCCCCCAACCGGAAGCGGGUGGAGCACAUGGCCAAGCGGAAGCUGGACUCCCUGAUCAAGGAGUCGCGGAUCCGGGACCGCGAGGACCUGAACGACUUCGCGGUCUCCGCGCUGCCGCUGCCAGGGAGGCCCGGGCACAGGGCCGCGCGCAAGAAGGCUGAGGAGGACGUGGAGGCCGGGGAGGACGCUGGGGCCAGCAGACGGAACAGCCGGCUGCUCAUGCACAGCCUCUCCAAGCGCAAGAAGAGCAGCAAGCUGAAGAAGGUGGCCAGCGUGGAAGAGGCGGACGAGGACCUGGACCCGCAGGGCGCCCAGAACCGAGGGGCCGCCCGGCAGAAGAAGACCAUGCAGCUGUCGCGGGCCCUGUCGGACCUGGUGAAGUACACGAAGUCCGUGGGCUCCCACGACGUGGACACGGAGGUGGCGUCCAGCUGGCAGGUGUCGUCUUUCAGCGAGACGAGGGCGCAGCAGGUCCUGCAGCAGAAGCCGGAGCAGUACCUGCGCUUCAACCAGCGCCAGCUGUCCCGCAUCUACCCCUCCUCCUACCGCGUGGACUCCAGCAACUACAACCCGCAGCCCUUCUGGAACGCCGGCUGCCAGAUGGUUGCCCUGAACUACCAGUCGGAGGGGCGGAUGCUGCAGCUGAACCGGGCCAAGUUCAGCGCCAACGGCAACUGCGGCUACGUGCUCAAGCCCCAGUGCAUGUGCCAGGGCAUCUUCAACCCCAACUCGGAGGACCCCCUGCCCGGGCAGCUCAAGAAGCAGCUGGUGCUUCGCAUCAUCAGCGGGCAGCAGCUCCCCAAGCCGCGCGACUCGAUGCUGGGGGACCGCGGGGAGAUCAUCGACCCCUUCGUGGAGGUGGAGGUCAUCGGGCUCCCGGUGGACUGCAGCAAGGAACAGACCCGCGUGGUGGACGACAACGGGUUCAACCCCAUGUGGGAGGAGACCCUGGUGUUCGUGGUGCACAUGCCCGACAUCGCACUGGUGCGCUUCCUUGUCUGGGAUCACGACCCCAUCGGGCGCGACUUCAUCGGCCAGAGGACGCUGGCCUUCAGCAGCAUGAUGCCAGGCUAUCGGCACGUGUACCUGGAGGGCAUGGAGGAGGCCUCCAUCUUUGUCCACGUGGCCAUCAGUGACGUCAGCGGUAAGGUCAAGCAGGCUCUGGGCUUAAAAGGUCUGUUCCUCCGAGGCCCAAAGCCCGGCUCCCUGGACAGUCAUGCUGCUGGGCGGCCCGCGCCCCGGCCCUCCGUCAGCCAGCGGCUCCUGCGGCGCACGGCCAGCGCCCCCGCCAAGAGCCAGAAGCCCGGCCACAGGGCCUUCCCUGAGCUGGUCCUGGGCACGCAGGACGCGGGCUCCGAGGGGGAGGCCCUGGACGUGGCCCCGCCCAGCCCCGGCCUGGCCCCCGGGGCCCUGGCCCAGGAGGAGCCCGGAGGCCCCAGCCCCCGAGGUAAGGCGCCGGCUGAGAGGAGCCCUGGGCAGGGGCGGCCGCCGCGUGGCCCCGAGGGCCCCGGGCCAGCCGGGAUGGCCGCCUCCUGCAUGAAGUGCGUGGUGGGCUCCUGCGCCGGCGAGGACUCCGAGAGCCUGCGAAGGGGGCGGGCCCCCAGCCCGGGGCCCCAGGACGGGCACCAGGCCAUCGACCAGCAGCCCCGUGGCCGGGCGGACUUGCUGGGGGCCCCCCACGCGGCCCCAGGCAGAGGCGGCAGAGGGUCCCCCCCGGGGCCGGGGGGCGGCUGCUCGGUGUCGGGCUCAGGCAGCCCCGGCAGCCCCGAGGGGGCCCCCCGCUGGCCCGAGGGCGCCCGCAGGCAGCCGGGGGCCAUGCAGAGGGAGAUGAAUGCCCUGUUCGUUCAAAAGCUGGAGGAGAUUAGGAGUAAAUCCCCCAUGUUCUCCACCGAUCCCCGCCCCUUCUCCAUGCAGAGGUCGGUCUCCUCGCUGUGCAGCCUGGAGACCAUAGCUGAGGAGCCAGCGCUGGGCCCCGGGCCCCCGCCUCCGCCGGCCACCCCACCCCGCCCCGCCCAGGGGGGACCCUGGUGCACCACGGGCCCCGCAGUCCAGGCUGAGCGCCCCCCAGCGGUGUCCCUCCAGCUCAGGACCGGGAGCCAGGGGGACACAGGACUAGCCCCCCACAGCAGGUGGCAGGCGUGCCAUGGUGGGGGCCCCAGUGGAGCAUGUGAGGGGGCGCCCGGCAGCCAGACGGACAGCAGGGGCCACCCCCGGGCCCUGGGCCAUCUGCCCUUGGUCAGAAGGGCCAAGAGUGAGGGGCAGGUGCCCUCGGAGCCCCUGAGUGGACGCCGGUCCCUGGCUGGGCCCUCCCCGGCCCUGUACUCGGACGCCACGGCCGGAGACCGGCUCUGGCAGCGGCUGGAGCCCAGCAGCCACCGAGACAGCGUGUCCUCGUCCUCCAGCCUGUCGUCCGGCGACACCGUCAUCGACCUCUCGCUGCCGGGCCUGGGCCUGGGGCGGGAGAGCCUCCUGGGGGCCCCGGCUGGACGCCUGCCCCUACGGCCCUGCUCGGCCUCAGCCGCCCGCCUGGACUUCCUCUCGGUGACCAAGAGCAAAUCCAACCCCAACCUGCGGGCUGCAGGCCAGUUCCCUGUGGCCCCCCGGGCCCGCCUCCCCACGGCCGGCCUCAGGGACGGCCCCACGUCCACCAAGUCCAAGAGCCUGGGGGACCUGACUGCCGACGACUUCGCCCCCCGCGUCGAGGGCCGGGGCAGAAGCCUGGGCCACAGCCUGGGCCCAGCCGGGGAGGGGCCAGCGGGGCGGGCGGCCCAGCGGGACCCCCUGACGGAGCAGCUGCUGUGGCUGACGGGCUUCCAGCAGGCGGGGGACAUCACCUCGCCCACCAGCCUGGGCCCGGCCGGGGAGGGGGCGGCGAGUGGCCCCGGCUUCCAGCGCCGCUCCUCCCGCAGCCAGAGCCGCGUGCGCGCCAUCGCCAGCCGGGCACGCCAGGCCCAGGAGCGGCAGCAGCGGCUGCAGGGCCCGCGGGGACUCCCCGAGGAGGAGCGGGGUGCCCCAGAGGGCGCCUGCUCUGCGGGCCAAGAGGGCUGCGGGGACUUGCCCGCCCCCAAGGGCGCCGCUGGCCUCCUGCUCAGGCUGUGACCAGCCCCCGCGCGGACUCCUGCCCUCCCGCGCCGUGGCCACCAGCCAGCGGCCAGGCAGGGUCUCGUGUUUGCUCAGGACAUGGCGCGUGCUGGCCCCGGAGCUGUGUGCCCCUUGGCGCUCGUCCUCUGCCCAGGCCUCUCCUCCGGGGGAGGGAAGGCAGCCCCACCCCUGGCAACGUUGUCACGACGCUUUGCGAUGUGCACAGAGAGAUUUACAUUUUGAGACAAAGCUUCUACGACAUUAAAAUGGGGCCGAGUCCUUCCUGUU